Messenger RNA from Gadus chalcogrammus (walleye pollock), 1743 nucleotides. RefSeq names its product potassium channel, subfamily K, member 10a (gene kcnk10a). Lineage: Eukaryota; Metazoa; Chordata; Actinopteri; Gadiformes; Gadidae. The transcript has 8 exons. Gene Ontology annotation, cellular component: membrane. Bases 1 to 1743 code for a protein of 580 amino acids. Gene Ontology annotation, biological process: stabilization of membrane potential; potassium ion transmembrane transport. Gene Ontology annotation, molecular function: potassium ion leak channel activity. The record is from RefSeq and is a predicted model, not a curated record.
AUGAAAUUCCCCACGGAGAACCCCAGGAAACCCGGGAGCGCGAAUUUGGCGCCAGUCCCUAGCGCUGAUAUCCAAACUAACCGCCCUCUCCUGCGGCCCCCAGCCGCCCCUAAGAAGAUGCAGACGGGGCUGGUGCAGUGCAGCCUGGUGCAGGCCAGCGUGGCCACCAUGCAGAACCCCAUGGGCUGCAGCCUGCCGCGCAUCUCCGUGACCCCCCGGCCCGCCAGCAUGGUGGCCAGCAUGGAGGGCGGGGCCGAGGGCGGCACCAUCACCUUCACCGUGAUGAAGUGGAAGACGGCGCUGGCCGUGUUCGUGGUGGUGGUGGGCUACCUGGUGGCGGGGGGGCUGCUGUUCAGCGCCCUGGAGCAGCCCUUCGAGAGCCACCAGAAGAUCACCAUCACGGCCGAGAAGGCGGCGUUCCUGGAGCGCCAUCGCUGCGUCACGCCCACUGAGCUGGAGGCCAUCAUCAAGCACUCGGUGGAGGCGGUGAAUGCGGGGGUGAGUCCCAUCGGAGACACCUCCUAUAACUCCAGCCACUGGGACCUGGGCAGUGCGUUCUUCUUUGCCGGGACGGUCAUCACAACCAUAGGGUACGGCAACAUCGCGCCCAGCACCGAGGGGGGGAAGAUCUUCUGCAUCCUGUACGCCAUCUUCGGGAUCCCCCUGUUCGGCUUCCUGCUGGCCGGCGUAGGGGACCAGCUGGGGACCAUCUUCGUCAAGAGCAUCGCCAAGGUGGAGAAGACCUUCAGGCGUAAACACAACCAGAUCAGCCAGACUAAGAUCCGCGUGGCGUCCACGUUGCUCUUCAUCCUGGCGGGCUGCAUCCUCUUCGUCACCAUCCCGGCCGUGGUCUUCAAGCACAUCGAGGGCUGGACCGGGCUGGAGGCCAUCUACUUCGUGGUCAUCACCCUCACCACCGUGGGCAUCGGGGACUACGUGGCCGGGGGCGACCGGCGCAUAGAGUACCGGGAGUGGUACCGCCCGCUGGUCUGGUUCUGGAUCCUGGUGGGCCUGGCCUACUUCGCCGCCGUCCUCAGCAUGAUCGGAGACUGGCUGAGGGUCCUGUCCAAGAAGACCAAGGAAGAGGUGGUGGAGAUCAAGGCGCACGCGGCCGAGUGGAAGGCCAACGUGCGCGCCGAGUUCCGCGAGACGCGGCGCCGUAUGAGCGUGGAGGUCCACGACAAGCUGCAGCGCGCCGCCACCAUCCGCAGCAUGGAGCGCCGCCAGCUGGGCCUGGACCAGCGCGCCGUCUCCCUGGACGUGCUGUCCCCCGAGCGCCGGGCCGCCUUCAACGGCCCGGACGCCGGCUGCAAGACGCCCUCCCAGGAGAGCAUCGACACCAAGAUCAACAACCUGCGCCUCCGCGGGGUGGAGCAGGCCGAGGGCGCCUCCGUGGUCACGGCGUCCGAGGACAACAUCUUCAACCGGCUGGGCUCCAUCUCGCGGCUCGCCCGUCGCGGCCGCAACCGCGAGCUGAAGAAGAACAUCUGCGAGGAGGCGCGGCGGCCGCGCAGCGCCGUGUACCCCGGCGGCCCGGCGACGGGGCUGGAGCCGGGCAGGAGGAAGGACGUCUACGACGAGGACGACGACGACAAGGAGUGCAACGCCAGCCUCUCCGACUUCCCGCUGUUCGUGGAGGCGUGCAAGCCGCUCAACGGGUUCCUGCUGACGCCGAGGUCACGGGUCCACUCCACCGACACGGAGAACGAGGAGAACCUUGAGAUGGUGGACGUGGUUCCCUAG